Lactuca sativa (garden lettuce) is the source of this 1470-nucleotide messenger RNA. Lineage: Eukaryota; Viridiplantae; Streptophyta; Magnoliopsida; Asterales; Asteraceae. The record is from RefSeq and is a predicted model, not a curated record.
AUGGUGGAAAAUUUCAUGGAAGUUUUUAUAGACGAUUUUUCUGUUUUUGGAUCUUCCUUCCAUGAUUGUCUCACAAAUCUUGACUUAAUGCUUGCUAGGUGUGAAAAAACCGACUUGGUCCUCCACUGGGAGAAAUGUCACUUUAUGGUCAAGGAGGGUAUAGUUUUAGGCCACAAGGUUGUGGAUCAGGAUGCCAAGCCAAGAUUGAUACGAUGGGUUCUCCUUCUUCAAGAGUUUGACAUAGAGAUACGCAACAAAAAGGGAAUGGAGAAUGUAGCAGCUGACCACUUGUCAAGGCUUGAAAACCCACGAUUGCAAGAAGAUAGAGUUGGAGAUGAUUUUCCGGACAAGUAUAUUAUGGUGACCGUGGGAGAAGAAGCAUUGUUUGGAAAUAUAGCUAAUUACUUAGCUAGCAAAUACAUCCCAAAAGAUCUCACAAAUGCAACCCAAUUUGUCAAAGAAUGUGAUGCAUGUCAAAGAGUGGGAAACAUUUCAUCUCGAAAUGAAAUGCCACAACAUAGUAUCCAAGUGUGUAAAGUAUUUGAUGUGUGGGGGAUCGAUUUCAUGGGAACAUUUCCCAUGUCCAAAGCCAACAAAUAUAUAUUGGUGGCGGUGGAUUACGUAUCCAAGUGGGCGGAGGCACAAGCUUUGCCAACCAAUGAUGGUCGGGUGGUGGUGCGGUUUUUAAAGAAGUUAUUUUCAAGAUUUGGAGUCCUGAAAGCUCUUAUAAGUGACCGAGGCACUCAUUUUGCCAAUGAUCAACUAGAGAAGGUGCUAAGUAAAUAUGGGGUAACCCAUAAAUUUUCUACAUCCUACCAUCCGCAAUCUAGUGGACAAACCGAUGUGACAAAUCCAGCUUUAAAGAGAAUCUUGGAGAAAUCGGUGGGGAGAAAUCAAAAAGAAUGGUUGGAUAAGCUAGAUGAUGCACUUUGGGCCUUCCGUACAGCUUUCAAAACCCCUAUUGGUAGUACACCAUAUAGGUUAGUUUAUGGAAAACAAUGUCACUUACCGGUGGAGAUAGAGCAUAAAGCUUUUUGGGCUUUAAAGAUGUGCAACUUCAACAUGGAGGAGCUCAAGAACAACCGGUUAAUGCAAAUGAAUGCUCUUGAGGAACUUAGAAAUGAUGCAUACGCUAGUUCUUUGAUCUAUAAGGAGAAAACUAAGAAUUGGCAUGACAAGAGGAUCAAGGAAAAUAAAGAAUUUCAUGAAGGGCAAAAGGUGUUGCUCUUUAAUUCAAGGCUAAAACUCUUCUCGGGCAAACUCAAGUCAAGAUGGGAUGGUCUUUUUCAGGUGAAGAAGGUGUUUCCACAUGGUGCUAUAGAGCCAUUGUCAAAAGAUGGUACCCCUUUCAAGGUACCAUGUCUAGAAGAGUUCAGAAUUCAAGAGGGCGAAGCCAAGGGGACAUCCAGUGGCUCUCAUUUCGCUAAAUCACAUCCAAAUCGUCUCAAGCCCGUGCCAAAAACAAGUUAG